Molecule: messenger RNA, 576 nt
Organism: Notodromas monacha
Lineage: Eukaryota; Metazoa; Arthropoda; Ostracoda; Podocopida; Cyprididae
Source: the annotation of a GenBank genome assembly
ACGGAUAUUUCUUUCGUGUUGAAGGAAUUCUUUCGUCUGAAUGGGGCGUUUAAAUUUAAGAUGAGUGAAGGUCAGGAAGUUCAUCCUGCAUUUUAUCCUCUUUUUGCUGUGCCUGGAAUCCUUGUAGGAUUAGUUCUUGGAUUCCAACAGUGGAGAUGUCACGCUGAUGUCCCAAUGGUCCUGCAACGAUUCCGCGAAUCAUUGAAGAAGGUCGAGGCAAACUUCAACGAUGAAAUUGGUCAAUUGACCGAAGAAGCAAUCAGAGUUGAACGUCGCUUGAAAACUGGGGAAGUCGUAGCUAAGAACUAUGAAAAUUAUCUUUACGUAAACGAAGUCGUUUCUGAAGUUGAUGCAGAGACUUUGGGACAGUUGGAAGCCGAGUUGGACGAAGUGACGGCAGAAUUCUCCGGAUUACUAGCGAGGCCCACGAAGAUGAAGGAAUCUUUUAUUUUGGAAGGGAAUGGUGAUAGCCCAGCAGCGACAUCUGACCAAGCGGAUAAAAACUCUGCUGCGCGCCGUUCUUACGUUGCAACUAUUAGAAGUCACUUGAAGGUUGUAUCUACUGCUGGUUGUUGA